AUGGGUAGGAAAAUACCGAGCAAGAAGCACAACAAGCUAAAAUCCGUAGACCCUUUCAACAGGAAACCCAACUCCGCCGCAUUGCAAGGAAAAGACGAUCUGAAGAACAGAGCGCCCAAGAAAUUGACACAAGAGGCUCCCAGCGCUUUGAAACGACUCUUCGAUGUGGAUGAAGAGCCCUCCCAGAGAAAAAAGAAGAAGAGGAGCUCCAGAAUGACAGUGCAAACCGUGAACCACCGAGAGGAAACCACCGCGAUCGUCGCUCAGAAUGAGUAUGAAACGGACACACAAUUCCUGCGGAGGGUAUCUCAGAUGGCUAAUCGAGCUCGCGAACAAGCCGACAUAUCACAGAAGUUCGAUGUCCGCUUCAAAGAGGACGGCACUGCGGUUCCCGACGCACCGCGGGACUUCGUUGCGCCCUCACGGUCCAAGAGACGACUGCAAAAGCUCACCGAGAGGAAGAAAGCGAAACGACUGGCGAAGGGAAAGAUAGCUCCCGAAAAGAUUAUCAGAGAAUUUCCCACGAAAAGCGAGGUGGCGUUCGGGGAAACUGUUCAUGCACCCCCAGAAAUCACAGCCAAAGUCCGAGGCGCAGCGGAACGGGAUCCCAAGCGAACUGCGGCGAACCUCCUCUGCAACCCUGGGAAGAGCUCGGAGGAGAGGAAGAAAAUUAUCGGCGAUAGACCCGCCGCCGAGAAAAUCCGUUGGAAGAACUUGGAACAGAGCAAGCGACAAGAACUCGAGGAGGAACGCAAGCGAGUUGUGGAAGCCUAUAGGAAAUUGAAGAGUAAAUGAAGUGUCGAA
This is a messenger RNA of Galendromus occidentalis (western predatory mite), 804 nucleotides long. RefSeq lists its product as uncharacterized. The coding region runs from base 1 to 795 and encodes 264 amino acids. NCBI's taxonomy places the organism in Eukaryota, Metazoa, Arthropoda, Arachnida, Mesostigmata, Phytoseiidae. Gene Ontology annotation, cellular component: nucleus. The record is from RefSeq and is a predicted model, not a curated record. The transcript has 6 exons.